Molecule: messenger RNA, 2403 nt
Organism: Saprolegnia parasitica CBS 223.65
Lineage: Eukaryota; Oomycota; Saprolegniomycetes; Saprolegniales; Saprolegniaceae
Exons: 7
Coding region: 1-2403 (800 amino acids)
Biological process (GO): regulation of transcription by RNA polymerase II
Cellular component (GO): nucleus
Molecular function (GO): DNA-binding transcription repressor activity, RNA polymerase II-specific; RNA polymerase II cis-regulatory region sequence-specific DNA binding
Source: RefSeq, a predicted model, not a curated record
AUGUUUUGGAAAAAGAAGGACGCAGCGCCGACUCCGAAGCGAGCCGCCGGCCGACCGACCGCCAAGGCCGACGACGGCAAGUGCUUCAUGGGCUCCGUCUCCAUGGCCUCAUCCGCGCCUGUAGACUAUGACCUCGCGCAGUUUGGGAUCAAGACCGUGUCAGACAAGGAUGUCCAGGCGGAUCUGGCCAAGCUCAUGGCCGAGAUUCAAAGCGACACGAGCAUGGACGGUAUCAACCUCGGCGACUCGGACGAUGAAGAGGCCGCGAUCAUGCGCGAGAUUCAAAAGAUGGCGCCGUCGGCGAACCUUCAGCACGCGCUCUCGCUCGGGAGCAACGUCUCGGACGACAUGGGCGACAGCGACGUCGACGUCGACGACCCGCUCUUAAACGCAGAGCUCCAUGGUCUUCUCGGAACAAAGCCACCGAGCAUUGAGAGCGAGCGACAGCGAUUGCAAGCACUCGUCGACUUGGAGCGAACGAAAGCGCUCGAGCUCAAGCGCCAAGGGCUGGUUCCCGAGGCCCUCGCCGCCAUGCGCGAGAUGAAGGCGUACCAAGCGCAACUCGACAGUCUGCUGCUGCCCGAGGUAGACUCUUCUGCGCCCGAGGUGCACACAGUCGUUGAUGAUAACAGCAGCCUUCAAGUCCCGGAUGACGACACGAACAAUCCCGGAUACGACACGUUGCUGCAUGGAGCAUCCUCGACGCCUCGAGAAAGCCUCCUGAAACAAGCCAAGAAGCUGCGCACCGAGAUCCACGCGCAGAAGCUUGACGCGCUCGCACUCAAGCGCGAGAACCGCGUGCCGGAGGCGCUCGCGGUCUUCCGCAAUGUCAAGGUGCUCGAGGCGUCGCUCGCCGAGCUUGAAGCCUCCUUGGUCGCAGCGCCCGAAGAGGCGCCUGCGAUCAUCGCGGAAGAGGUUGAGCUGCCGCCCAUGGUCGAUGACAAUGAAGACGUUCAAGUCACGGACGAGGACUUGGACGAUCCAUCGUUCGAUGCGGAGCUUGCCAACUUGCACAAACCGGCACCGGCGUCGACAGUGACGACGACGACGACGACCAGGACGCCGACAACGAUGCACACGCCACAGGUUCUUGAAACGUCGCUGUCCGACCAGAUUGCGGCGGCCAAGGCCCUCGCCGUGCAGCUCAAGCGGGACGGGCGCAUUCCCGAAGCUCUCGAGCAACUCCGACGAGCCAAAGCACUCGAAGCGACGCUCGUCCCCGAGACGACGACACCCGGUCCGUCGCCGGCGGAAGUUGCGCGACUGCAGCAGUACGAAGCGGUGGAGAAGGCGCUCGUCGAUGCAGCCAACGCGAGCAUGCACGCCGCCAAGGAUCUCCUCGCGACCGACCGCGCCCAGGCCAUGGCCCAAGUCGAACAGCGCAAGUACUAUACCACUGCACUCGAGACGCUGCGGGAGGCCCGGCGCGACCCGCUUCAGCCGCCGCCGACACUCGAGGUUGUGCGAGAAACGCGACUUGUCGAGCACGUCAACAGUGCGGUGCGACCAGAUGCGAUUGUUGUCGCGAUCCCGGAGCUCCGGUCCACGAGUCCCGAGGCUAAAGACGUCUUUGUCAAGUUUUCGCUCAACGUGCCGUCGUCGAAUCCGCACGAAGGCGUGACGCCGAGCGCCCACGGCAGCUCGAGCGUAAAGUUUGGAGCCGAGUUUACCUUUCCGAUCGCGCGCAGUCGCGGCCUCCAAAAGCUCGUCGAGCUGCGCAAGGCCCAGUUUGAGGUGCUUACGACCGCGGGGUUUUGGAAAGCGUCCGAGUCGCUCGGCCGUGGCUCGCUCAACCUCGCGCCGCUCGUCAAGACGUCCGAAAUCAACUGCUGGGUGCCGCUCAUGGCCAACCGCCGACCGUGCGGCGUUGACAUUCACGUGAUCUUGCGCCUGCGGACACCCUUGGGUGGCCCCGAAAUGCGGCCCGUGCACAGCGAAAAGCUCGUGGUCGGCCCAUACCCACCUCGGGAGGUGCCGGCGGCGGUCCCCGAGCCACCUGUAAUCCCGGCAGUGUCACUUGUCGUCCCAGCAGUCGCUCCGGUUGAGGGGCCGACGACCAGCGUAGCGCUACCCAACGACGAAACGGACCCGCACAGCCUUGACAACAUUGUGAGCUACGAGGUCAUGACCGACGAGGUGGAGCGCAUCACCAAGCGACUCGAGGCAGGCGCGGUUCCCGAGCUCGUUGAUCGCCUCGAGAGUCUCCAGCUCAAGCGCCAGCUCUUUGAGAUUGAGAUUCAGUCGGGCAAGCUCAGCCUCGAGAUGUACGUGGCACGUCUCCAAGAACGCAUCGCGCUCGACAAUCAAUUGGCGCGGUCCCUGUACAAGCAAGGACAAAAGGGCGACGCCGCCCGCGUCAUGCUUCGGGUCAAGAUGAUGACAAAGGAGCUCGAAUCGGCAUGA